GUAUUUUUGGCAUAUUUUCAUCAUAUUGUGAAAAUUGUGAAAUCAAUCUGUUUGGGUGGAAUUACUAAUAGUUCUAUUUUAUAUAUAAUAUAAACGCAACACAUAAUUAAAUUUUAACCUGAAGCAAUCUAAACUCUGUGAUAUUUAUUAUUAAGAAUUAUGUCGAAUCCGUGGAAAAGAGUGUCAGCACCUGUUGAUGUGCAAAACCUAUCAGAUAUUAUGUCCGAAGAAUACGCUAAAGGAUUGCAGGUAAAGGAGGAAUUAAAGUUUGCUGAGCAAAUAUCGGAUACUAAUAUUACAUCCGAGUCAAGCGAAUUAUCCCCUGAAAUUCUUCGUCAAAUUGAAGAGUCCAAUGUUAAAGAAUAUUGCGACUCAGAUGCCAUUAUUGCGAAAGUUUUGCAAUGCCAGUUCGAUAAAGAAUAUGAUGAUGAGUUAAAACGUGUAGAGAAGAAACGGAACGGAGAAUCCAAAGUGUCCGUAUCAUUUGACAAUUAUCGAACGGUUCCUGAACAUUUAGUUUAUGAUUCCGAUUCCGAUGACGAUGGUGAAAUCACCGAAAGAAAGGACUGGGACAGAUUUGAAACUAACGAAAAGGAGUUUGCUAGUUUGCCAAAGAGGGGUUACAUUAUAAAAGAUGGGGAAAUGAUUACAAAACACGAUGGUGUUAUAAAUGCUCGUAGGAAUGCAUGCAGAGUUAUGGCAUUCCCACCAGAAGUGUGUACUGGAGAUGGCGCCGGAUUCGACAUGAAAUUACCGAAUCAUGUGUUUAACCAACUCAAAGAGCAUACUAGAUGGAACACUGCCCGUAAACACAAAAUGUUAGACAGAAAGGAGAGUCAAGCUACAGCUGAAAUGGGUCUUGAUGAAUCCACACGACUUAUCCUCUUCAAACUGAUCAACAAUGGGUUACUAGAGGAUAUCAAUGGAGUUAUAUCUACUGGCAAGGAAUCAGUUGUACUCCAUGCCAACAGUGAUCCUUCCUAUCCAGAUAUGGUACUACCAAAAGAAUGUGCUAUCAAAGUGUUUAAAACCACACUGAAUGAGUUCAAAACUCGUGAUAAAUACAUUGAAGCCGACUACAGAUUCAAAGAUCGGUUCUCUAAGCAGAAUCCCCGUAAAAUUGUCCAUAUGUGGGCUGAGAAGGAAAUGCAUAAUAUGAUGCGUAUACAGAAAGUUGGCUUGAAUUGCCCUGAAAUGGUUUGUUUGAAGAAGCACAUCCUUGUUAUGUCCUUUAUUGGUAAAGAUAAUAAACCAGCUCCUAAGUUGAGAGAUGUUAUUUUGAAGCCAGAACAAUGGGAAAGUGUAUACAAUGAGGUUGUGGAUGCAAUGUACAAGUUGUAUAAUGUAGGACAUCUGGUGCAUGCUGAUUUGUCAGAAUACAAUAUUUUGUGGUGGGAUAACAAAUGUUGGUUCAUUGACGUUUCCCAGUCCGUUCAGCCUGAUCAUCCUAAUGGUUUGGAGUUCCUUUUGAGGGAUUGUCGAAACAUUAUCAAUUUCUUUGAAAAAAAGGGAGUACCAAACAUAAAAACAGCUGAUGAAUUGUUCAAAUUUAUAACUGGAUUUGAAGAAGUGGAUGUCAACUUAUUGGAAGGAGUUCAUACAACAUACAACUCCUUGUCGUCACGUUUUGAAAUUGCUUUGGAUGAUAAUCGCAAUGUCAGCUAUCCAUUUGAGUACUGCUGGCAGAAGACUAAUGAAAAGCCGAAGUCUGAAAAAGACUCUGGAAGUGAUGAUGAGUUUGAUGAGAUGUGGAUACAUUCUCAAAAGAAUAAAGCUAUUGAUUUAGCUACAAACUUCGGGAAUGAAGUAAAAAUCGUUGACGGAAGUGUGGUUGUUGAUAAAGAGGCAAACUUUGGAAAUGUCAUAAAACAUCCUUCUGUAGAAAUCAUUGGGAAUACUAGUAGUACUAGUAGUGUUCAUAAAAAAUCUUAAUCAUAUAUUGUUUCUAAUUUGAAUUGAAUAUACAUAUACAAACUCUGUAUUGAGAAUGAUCAAACAGAAUUUAGUGAACUUGUUUAAAAUGAACAAUAAAAUGGGAGAAAAACAAAUAAAAAUGUGCAAUGCUA
Zerene cesonia (dogface butterfly) is the source of this 2066-nucleotide messenger RNA. RefSeq names its product serine/threonine-protein kinase RIO3. The record is from RefSeq and is a predicted model, not a curated record. Lineage: Eukaryota; Metazoa; Arthropoda; Insecta; Lepidoptera; Pieridae. Gene Ontology annotation, cellular component: cytosol; preribosome, small subunit precursor. The transcript is spliced from 2 exons. The coding region runs from base 160 to 1932 and encodes 590 amino acids. Gene Ontology annotation, biological process: protein phosphorylation; maturation of SSU-rRNA. Gene Ontology annotation, molecular function: protein serine/threonine kinase activity; ATP binding.